CAGCUUGCUAAACCUCGACUACGAUGCGCGCGUGCUGACCACGCGACAAUGCCUGCACAAACACACAGGCUCAACUCAAAUGAGCUUUUAAAUAAGCCUGGCUUCCUCGGCGCCGCAGCGCGCUUCUGGCAGCGCUCGUAUGCUUCGGACUAUGUUGGCAUUGCGAUACUGACAUGCGGGUAUAUAUUGGCACAGAUACAAUUCCUCGCCGAACCCUUCCACCGCAUGUUCUUCCUCGACAACCUCGCCAUCGGCUACCCACACGCCGAAGUAGAGCGCGUGCCAGUCUCAUGGCUCUUCAUAUACGCCGGCGCGGUGCCCCUCGGUGCACUCAUCGCCUGGGCUCUCAUCCUCCGCCCCGGAACACACAAGGCGCAUGUUACCAUCCUGGGCUGGUUCAUCAGCAUGAUCUUGACCAUGUUCAUAACAGACGUGAUCAAGAACGCUGUUGGGCGUCCCAGGCCAGAUCUGAUUGCGAGAUGUAAACCCGCUCCUGGGACGCCAGCACAUCAACUCGUCACAUUCGAAGUCUGCACCGAGACAAAUCACCACGUCCUACACGAUGGCUGGCGCAGUUUCCCCAGUGGGCAUAGCAGUUUCUCCUUCAGUGGUUUGGGCUAUCUUGCACUUUUUAUUGCAGGCCAAUGCCACGUUUACCGCCCUCGCGCCGAUCUCGCCCGCGUCCUUCUCGCCCUCACUCCUCUCCUCGGCGCUGCAUUGAUCGCUAUUUCCCGCUGCGAGGACUAUCGACACGAUGUGUACGAUGUUAGUGUUGGGUCGGUGCUGGGCAUGGCCGUUGCGCAUUACACGUAUAGGAGGUAUUAUCCGGCCCUAAGGAAUAGGCAGUGUGCUACGCCGUUUCCUAAUCCGGCGGACGAGAAGGGUUGGGGGAAGAUCAAGGGCGACGAAGAGAGCUUGAGGGCUGCGAGUGAGUUUGAAUUGGAUGACCUUGAUGAGGAAGAUGGUGUGGAGGGAGAAGGGAGGCCGUUGAAUGGGAGACGAUAAAUCGUGUGGUUAUCUUGAGAGAUUCAGGCUGAUCCGCUCUGACGUCUUUGCCUGCAGUCGCCGGCAGAGCCAUGUCUCAUCUACCUUUCCGUUGUGUAAAGCUCUUGAGAAUAGAACAACGCGUGGUGGACGACCGCCAGAAACCCUACAGCGAAACAUCCAAGACCCAUUGCAAUUUAACACUGACUCUGUUCCUUUCCUCGCUGGAACGACCACUACUAGAUACGGAGCGUGCACGAGCGCGGGAGCGGAUUGUGAUCUUGCAACAUCUGGAC
Molecule: messenger RNA, 1280 nt
Organism: Alternaria alternata
Lineage: Eukaryota; Fungi; Ascomycota; Dothideomycetes; Pleosporales; Pleosporaceae
Product: acid phosphatase/Vanadium-dependent haloperoxidase
Exons: 3
Coding region: 49-1005 (318 amino acids)
Biological process (GO): phospholipid metabolic process
Molecular function (GO): phosphatidate phosphatase activity
Source: RefSeq, a predicted model, not a curated record